This is a messenger RNA of Melopsittacus undulatus (budgerigar), 3133 nucleotides long. RefSeq names its product proline rich 16 (gene PRR16). NCBI's taxonomy places the organism in Eukaryota, Metazoa, Chordata, Aves, Psittaciformes, Psittaculidae. The transcript has 3 exons. Gene Ontology annotation, biological process: positive regulation of cell size; positive regulation of translation. The record is from RefSeq and is a predicted model, not a curated record. The coding region runs from base 57 to 977 and encodes 306 amino acids.
CCGCCGCGCUCGCCUGACCUUCGUGCCCCCCUGGCCGCGCCGGGCUGCCCCGAAGGAUGUCCGCCCAGUCCAAGGGGACCGCAUCCUCCUCCUCGUCGCCGUCCGAGGGGCCGCCGGCAGCCUCCAAAACCAAGGUGAAGGAGCAGAUCAAGAUCAUCGUGGAGGAUUUGGAAUUAGUCCUGGGGGACCUGAAAGACGUGGCCAAGGAACUUAAAGAGGUGGUUGACCAGAUUGACACUCUGACAUCUGAUCUGCAGCUGGAGGAUGAGAUGACAGACAGUUCUAAAACGGACACGCUCAACAGCAGCUCCAGCAGCACAACAGCUUCUAGCUUGGAGAAAGUCAAGUUACGGGGCAGCACACCGCUUAUUAAGCCACCUGCACACCCCUCUGCUAUCCUUACUGUGCUGAGGAAGCCAAAUCCACCUCCUCCUCCACCACGGCUGACACCCGUUAAGUGUGACAAGCCCCCCCGGCUGCCUCCUUCGGCCAACCCUGUCAAGACUAAUGGGACCCUGCUGCGAAACGGGGGCUUGCCAGUUGGGCCCAACCGCAUCCCAAAUGGAGAUAUAUGCUGUACAACAGCCAAUAAUUUGGAGAAAGUUGCAAUGCAGCCUCUGAUGCACAGACCUGAGAGAGAGCGAUGUCCUCAGCCUGGAGCAAGGGAACGGGUACGAUUUAGUGAAAAAGUGCAGUACCAUGGCUAUUGCCCCGAUUGUGAUGUUCGGUAUAACAUUAAAAACAGGGAGGUGCACUUGCACAAUGACCCUGCACAUGCUAUGGGAAAGCUGCCACACCAGUGCCCUCCUCUGCCACCUCCACCACCUCCACUGCCUGCAUUUCCUCUGGAAAAUGGAGGGUUGGGGUUAAGUCCCAGUAAUAGCUUCCCUCCUCCAAGACCUGCAACUGUGCCUCCACAAACUGCACCAAAACCCCAGAAAACCAUCCUGAGGAAAUCAACUACAACAACAGUGUGAUGUAUGCCACUUGAAACAACUCUUUCUUUUCCUAUAUAUAAACAUAAAUAGGUAAUGAGCACUUUCUACUUGAGCAAUAAAACGACCCAAGUGAAGUGGCAUAAAAAUCACAUGCACCUUCAGACUUGAAGGAAUAUCUAUACCUGGAGGCACAUCAGUUAAUUUCUUGCAUAUCAGAUUCAUCAUAGUGACUUCUUGCAGGCCAGAUCUGAGAAGUAACCAGGAACCUGACCCUCUGUGGAGAAUGGAAAAGCCCUUCAACUCAGAGCACAACUGAUCAUGAGUGUAAUCUGCAUUGAAUCAGCUUUCUCAGAUCUGACAGCUACAAGCUGAGUCGUGGCAAAAGCCACAGCCUUAAAUUCCAUUUAGUGGGAAAGAAGAAUACAGAGGACUAAAUGUCUUGCCCCGUUGCAGAAACUGCUGUCUCCAAGCCUGACACUUGAGUCCUGUGCUGACCAACCAGAGUAACAAACAAUGAGUUUUUCAUAGGUCCAGCCAGCAUCCACAAAUAUUUCAGUAUGUAGCCAAAAGGAGAGAUGAAGCACUUAAGUAAUAGAAGAAAAUUAAUGCAUUUACUAUAACAGAAGUAUGUUACUGUCUGUAGGGAAAGAAAACCUUUGUCAUCCCUUGUACAUAUUCAAAGCCAUACAGGAAAAGAGCAUUGGUGAUGUUAAAUUGCCUAAAAGGACACUGUUUCCUGUCCUCCACCCAACUUUGAAGAAGUUCAGCUGUUAGAGAUUGCAUCUCAAUGCACUUCUAGUAUUUGCACUGUCACUUCCAUUCAGGGUAAUAAUGUGUGUCACUGUUUGCACAGAUGGCCCCAGGAGAUUUUUGGCCACAGCAGACUAUAUUUUGUUGGGGCUUCAAAAGGAAAGUUAGAACUGAAGAAGAAUAUUUCACUAUGGGGAUCUCUUCACAGAAAGGACUAUGGUCUUUUCUUUGGUUUAAAUAAAUACAUACAUAUACAUACAUAUAUAUAUAUAUGUAUAUAUAUGAAAAAACAUCAACAUGAUAAGGUGUAUUUAAAACGGGGAUAUAAUCUUUUUUAAUAGCAUACAUUUUUUAUCGUAUUAGCAACCAACAAAUUUAGUCUAUGGAAUUAUACAUCCAAAACGUUCCUAUCAAACAUUGACAUUAUAGUCCCACUUACUGUUAAAGAAGUAAUUUGUAAUAUGUAUUCAACAUAAAUUUUUUCUAGCCAUUUGUCUAUGCUUCAUGGAGAUACCUAACAGACAAGCAGCAUUUUCAGUUUAUUUUUCUAAAUAAAUUUGUUGUUUGUAUUAUUUGCAGUCACUCAUUUUGGCUGGUUUUCAUUAUCUCCAAAAAUGAUUUAAAGACAGAACCAAAAUGCAGGAAUUGUUCGUAUUAAGCUGUAAUGAUUUGCUGACCAAAAGCUUUAAUAUAAAUACUGUAAUUUGUAAAAUGAUGAAGUAUAUUUAUACAGGCAAAUAUGUAUGGAAAAAAAGAGGAGGUAUUUUAACUCUUAAUUUCAGAACAUAGUUUAUUUUAAUAUCGACAUGAAGAAAUCUAAAUAUAUAAUGGGAUAGAUUUUUUAGUAUCAGUGAGUUUUAGCAAGUGAAGAUUUGGAUGCUGAAGAAUGAAAAGAAUGUAAUCCAAUAAUGGUGGUUUCCCAUAUUAUGCAGAGACCCUCUGUCAGUUGUCUCUUUUCAUUCAAAAACUGUUUCAUUUUUUGAGGUUUGGGGGUUGUUUUUUUUUUCCGUGUGUGUGUGUAGGGCUGGUUGUUUAGAUUUUGUUAAUUUUAGCAUACUGAAAAGGCCAUGAAGUUGACGCUAGUUCAUCACAAAUGUAGAAGAUACAGAAUAAGAGAUUGUUUCUUAGAACAAUCUACAGUUUACAGUUAAGAAAACUCAUUGUUAUCCAUCUACUGAAGUGUUUUGUUGUCAAGGUAUUGAAUAUUUCAAUGCUAGAGCUGUUUUGAAUAAAAUAUAUUUUUCCUUUUUUCUUAGUCCAUUAGCCUGUGUGUAAUUUUAAGAGAAUAGUGAAGCACGUGAUUCCCAGUUCACUUAAAAUAUUCAUCUUAAAUCCAGUCACGUGUACCUGAUUUAUGAAGCUGAAUACUCUUUUCUUUUUUCAAUGCUUUAUGUAACCCAUUAAGUGCUCAAUAACAGAAAAAAUAUCUUUCAACAACAAAAAAA